CAAGCUUUUAAUGAUUUUCUAAUACAGGAUUUUAUCUGGAAGCUCCCCACCUACGAACUGUUAAUACGGUUUUCCAAAAACUGGUGAGUGGACUGUUUUACUUUUCAUUGUAUAUUGGCUAAGUACCCAGAAUUCCCCGGUCUUCCUGCUUAGACCGCCUAGACAAUGAUAACAAAUAAAUAGAAGACUCCCCCUCAAAAUUUUCGCAUACUGAUGGAAUAAUCGCCUACAGUUUCCUAUUCUAUUCAGUUUCUCGAAUCAAUAGCCUGUACGCAGAGAAAUCCUUCUUGCUGGUUGUUUCACCUGUUGCUGUGUUGACCUUGUUAAACCGAUACCCGAUGGGGCCUCAAUGAAGCACUAGCGAGUGCGAAACGGCUGUUGUCUCGUAACUGUAAACUGCCAUCAGAUUGUGUCUCCCCCUAUACUGGAUGUGAGUAUUAUACUUUGCAAUAAAGAAGAGCCUGCUGGAUCUGAAAGUUGGAUUGAACGUUGUCUCAGUGAAAGCGAAAACAAGCGGUAUUCAAGUCACACAUCCCUGGGCAACGUUUCUAAUGAAGAAACAGAUGAAGAAAAGGAAAACAGGGCAUCCAAACCGCACUCCACCCCGGCCACUCUACAAUGGUUGGAAGAAAACUAUGAAAUUGCAGAGGGUGUCUGCAUCCCCCGAAGUGCCCUCUAUAUGCAUUACUUGGACUUCUGUGAGAAAAAUGACACACAACCGGUGAACGCCGCCAGUUUUGGCAAGAUAAUUAGACAGCAGUUCCCACAAUUAACCACAAGGAGACUCGGGACCAGGGGACAAUCAAAGUAUCAUUAUUAUGGCAUUGCUGUCAAAGAAAGCUCCCAGUACUAUGACGUUAUGUACUCCAAAAAAGGAGCAGCGUGGGUGAAUGAGACAGGGAAAAAAGAAGUCACCAAACAGACAGUGGCGUAUUCACCACGAUCCAAGCUUGGAACAUUACUGCCUGAAUUCCCAAAUGUCAAAGAUCUAAAUCUGCCAGCCAGCAUCCCAGAAGAAAAGAUCUCAACAUUUAUAAUGAUGUAUCGAACGCACUGCCAAAGGAUUCUGGACACUGUAAUACGAGCCAACUUUGACGAGGUUCAAAGUUUUCUUCUGCACUUUUGGCAAGGCAUGCCCCCCCACAUGCUGCCAGUCCUAGGCUCAUCUACAGUGGUCAACAUAGUUGGAGUGUGUGAUUCCAUACUGUAUAAAGCAAUCUCUGGUGUCUUGAUGCCAACCGUACUACAAGCAUUGCCUGACAGUUUAACGCAAGUUAUCCGAAAAUUUGCAAAACAACUGGACGAAUGGCUGAAGGUUGCUCUUCACGACCUUCCUGAGAAUUUACGAAAUAUCAAAUUUGAGCUGUCAAAAAGAUUUUCCCAAAUUCUUCGGCGACAGACAUCAUUAAACCACUUAUGCCAAGCCUCCAGGACGGUGAUACACAGCGCCGAUAUCACAUUUCAGAUGCUGGAAGACUGGAGGAAUGUUGACCUUAAUAGCAUUACCAAACAAAGUCUUUAUACUAUAGAAGAUUACAGAGAUGAGCACAGAAAACUUAUUAUUCAGUUAUAUCAGGAGUUUGACCACUUAUUGGAAGAACAGUCGCCAAUUGAAUCCUACAUCGAUUGGCUGGAUUCCAUGGUGGACAGAUGUGUUGUAAAGGUAGCAUCGAAAAAAACAGGCUCAUUAAAGAGGGUGGCACAGCAGUUCCUCUUAAUCUGGUCUUGUUUUGGCACAAGAGUCAUUCGGGACAUGACACUACAUAGUGCACCAAGUUUUGGUUCCUUUCACCUCAUUCACUUGAUGUUUGAUGACUAUGUGUUGUAUUUGUUGGAGUCGUUGCACUGCCAGGAACGGGCCAAUGAGCUUAUGAGGGAAAUGAAAGGAGAAGCUCAUAGUGAGGACACAGAAGAAAUUAUACUGGCAGAACCUGCAAUUUCCACACCAUCUCCAAUUCCAUUUUCACCAAACACAUCUUCGACCUCCGUUGAUCUCCCAUCUGCAAUAUCUCCUGUGAGCAACCAUUCUCCAGACAGUAGCGCGUUGGUGGUAACAACAGGUGCAAUGCAGUCAUACACAUGGUCACUGACCUAUACUGUCACCACAGCUGCCAAUGGACCAGGAGAGAAUACCCAGCAGUUACCCUGUAUGAGAAGUCCCCACAUGCCCGCAUCUGUCACGCACAGGAUACCUGUCUAUCCACACCGGGAGGAGCACGGAUACACAGGAAGUUAUAAUUAUGGAACCUACAGCAACCAGAGUCCACAUCCCAUAGCAUCCCAAUAUACAUCUCUACCACAUGAAUCUGGGAUUACCACACCACUUCAUUAUACAGCAUAUCACAGAAGCCCCUCUCAGUACCCAUUCAACAGCCAGACACGGAUGGAACCUUGCCUCAUGACCAGUACUCCAAGACUCCAUCCAAGCCAGGUGACCCCACGAUGGCAAGAUGUAGCCUCCAGCAACUCUUGUUAUUCUAGUCCAACCAUGCACUCUACCAGAUACGGAAGCUCUACUGACAUGUACACAUCUCUGGCUACAAGACGUAACUCUGACUAUGACCACAUGCAGCAUUUUCCCGGCUUUGCCUACAUAAAUGGAGAAGCUAGCACGGGGUGGGCUAAAUGAAGACUGCGGCUUGGGAACGUUGGAACUUUGAAGACUUUUUCCUGAGAUUCUGCGAAAGGGGGAUUAAUACAUUGGGCACAGAUUUGGAGAACAAUGGAUGUGUACCGAGGACAAAAAAAAGUUUCUUGUAGCAAAAGAGAAUUUAUUGAUACUGUAGAGCACUAUGUGGGGCCAACUGGUGCCUUUUCUAUGUUAAUAAUUUCCAUUGAUUUGACUUUGUGUGGUGCCAGUUCCAGACGGUCAUUGAUUUCCGUUCUAACCUUGUUCUACGCUGUAGUUUCAUUGGUCGACCACCGUUCUGUAUUUAUUUACAAUAGACAUAGUGCCAUAGUGGCAAUGAGACACAGCCAGUCCAACAAGGCAGGUGCCUAAGGACUUCUGAAGGACGGGUGAGAGGUAUCUGUCCUUUAUUUCAGUAACACGUCUUCAUCUUCACAUAUGUCCAUACUAAAGUGUUCAGAAGGCACUUAUAGCAAUUCACCUGAGAAGCCUGAAACAAAUAUCGGUUAUAUUAGAACCCCUUACCAUGGUUUAAUCCUAAACUGUAUCUAGUUUUGAUCGAUGUUUCUGCAUCUUUCCGUAAAUUGUUUGCAAAAAUACAGUAAAGUAUACAGCAAAAAAGAUCAUGGUUCAACAGUCUGUUUGUGAGAAGACACAAUAUACCAUAUAUGUUUCUUCUAGCCCUAUAUCUUAAUACCCUCAUCAAGACAAAGUGGAUUGUGGGUGGGAACAAUAGAUAGGGCAUAAUUAUAGGUGGUGUCUGGCCUUGUGUUAUACCAGUACUCCAAAUGGCACGUCAUGGUUGGGGGCAUUAGAAAUCUUGCACUGGGUCCUAGGAGCUCCAAACAACUGCUGUAAACAUGUUUGCUAUAAGAGAAUGGCAGCCUCUAAGGGCCUGCGCACAUGGGCAUAACUAACACCCAUGUGCAGAUCUGCGCCACAGCCCUCUCUGAUCCGCGGGCAGUACGUGUGUGGAGGGGGAUGGAGCAGUCAAUGGGAGCUUCCGAAAAUAAGUGACAUUUUACUUCUUUUCUCUGCAGUUCUCUGCCUACCAUUAAGAUUAUGGAAGCAGGGUUUCAGAUGCUGACACUGUAUGGUAUUUGCGGAAAAUGUUGACGGGGGGGAAACAUACAGCACUUAGCUGUGUGAAUAUGCCCUUAGUCUUCAGUUGGCAUGUCUACUAAUAGAACACAAAAAUACAACACUGAACAUUUAGCAUGUUAACCUGCUAAACAUGAUUAUUUUUGUUGUAUAUUGUAUAAAGCAUUAUCCAAAAUGUUGUGAACAUCCUGUGUGCCAAAUUGAGCACUUUAGACCCAUAUGGCCCACUUUUUACCCUACUGUCGGAUGAUGAUAAUGUAAUGCUGACCACACGCAUGAUGGCUGUCGGCCAAACAGCUAUAUCUCCUAAUCCCUCCAUACACAUGAAUGUUUGGCUCAGCCACGGGAGAGGACACGUAACUCAUGGCCAGAUCCAUCUCGUGGUAGAUUAUCUCUCAAAGACCAAAAGGAUGGGGCAGUUGAAAUCCAACAUGCCUCAUCCUUCUCUACCCUGAUUAUCUGUAGCAUGAGAUUUGGGAGGCCCUCAUACAUAUAAGAUGUUCGUCAAGUCCUGCCAAAAUCAGUGGUUUGGACGACUUUUUUCUAAUAUGUACAGAGACUGGAUGAUGGACAGUUUUUGCACUACUAGUAUGGAUUAUAUGGAAACAAUCACAAUAAAGGUGGCCAUACACAUUAAACUAAAAUCUGCUGAACCUGCCAAUUUGGCAACAUGAUGCGGCAAUCUAAUGUGCAAUAGGUGUUCAUGUACUAUGUUAAUUGUUGAGCAAAAAAGCAUCAGGUAGGUUAAAUUUUAACAUGCCAGGUCAUUUUGCAUAGGUUAAAAGCCACUGCCAAAGAUGUUUGGCAACAGCUUACUCUCCUCCUCCUAUUGAAGAUACCUGCGCAUUUGGCUGAACUAAAAAUGUUUGUGUAUGAGGGUAUCAUAGCAGACGGUUGACAGCCACCUAAAAGGAGUUCUCUUUGACCACAUUGUUCGAGGGCAGGCAAGAGCAUGGGAAAAAAACGACUCCAUUAGCAUCAAGUCUUGAUCCACAGGCACUUCAGAUUGCCAAAUGGCAUCUCCAUAUACUCAGCAUGGCCAACUGCGGCCAAAUACUGGCUUCAGCGGUGCAGGUGCAUGUAAAUUUUGAGGUCAGUGAUUGGCUACAGAACGUAUAGGGACAUCAUGGGGAACUUUACUGGACAAUAUAGAGCCUGGAGGAAGUGGCUUUGGUCUUGGAGCAAAGAAAACCCUUUAAACCAAUAUAUACAACUCAGUGACCAGAACAUUAUAUGAAUCAUGCUUAGAGCUUCAGACAUAGGCAGACAGAUGAAAAGAAGAUGAAACAAGUGAUGCCUGUAUCUUAGCAGAUGGCUGUAAAGUUAAAAUAAUCAAGUUUUACAUUUAAGCUCAAGAAUGAGUUAGAGGAGAUCCCAAAAAAGGGAGAUAGAUAGAGCUGCCA
Molecule: messenger RNA, 5133 nt
Organism: Hyla sarda
Lineage: Eukaryota; Metazoa; Chordata; Amphibia; Anura; Hylidae
Gene: RFX4
Product: regulatory factor X4
Exons: 18
Coding region: 680-2629 (649 amino acids)
Biological process (GO): regulation of transcription by RNA polymerase II
Molecular function (GO): DNA-binding transcription factor activity, RNA polymerase II-specific; RNA polymerase II cis-regulatory region sequence-specific DNA binding
Source: RefSeq, a predicted model, not a curated record